Molecule: messenger RNA, 2457 nt
Organism: Spirodela intermedia
Lineage: Eukaryota; Viridiplantae; Streptophyta; Magnoliopsida; Alismatales; Araceae
Source: the annotation of a GenBank genome assembly
AUGUUCUCGAGGCCGAUACUCCGCCGGAAGCAAACCUUGGCCGCUGCCAUCCGCCGCCUCUCCUUAUCUUCUCCGGAUUCCUCUCCCCAUCUUCCUUCCAGUCUCAGCCGGUACGGCUUCAGGCCGCCGCCCUCCCUCUCCCCUCGCGACCACGGCAGCGGCGCCGCCGAUGCCUCCGGCAGCGAGCGGAGGAAAGGGAAGCCCCGCUACCGUCCGCCGUCGUCGCUGGACAGAGAGGGGCAGAAUCCCCUCCAUUCGGACCUUCCCUUCGACUUCCGCUACAGCUACACGGAGAGCAAUCCCGAUGUGAAGCCCAUCGGCCUGCGGGAGCCCAAGUACUCGCCCUUCGGGCCUGGAAGGGUGGACAGGAUCUGGACGGGAACUUGCGCGCCGGCCGUGGACCCGACGGUGCGGACCCUCGACGGCGGCGACGGCGGCGGGGAGGAAGGGGAUGGGAAGAAGCAGGCCCGAAGAAGAUCGAGGGAAGAGAUUCUCGGAGAGCCGCUGACUCCGGCGGAGAGGAAGAUCCUGGUCGACAAAUGCCAGAGGAACCGGAACAAGCGCCAGGUCAAUCUCGGUGAGCGCCUGGAUUUCACGGUCUCUCAACUUCUGCAUCAGAAAUCUGCAGGAUUGAUUCAGGAUUAUAUUCGUGGGUCAUCAGAAAUUUCUCUUUGAGAACUAAGAAUGAAUAAAUAAAAAUGCUCGUUUUCUCAUAUCUGCUUCCCUCUUUGUAGGAGGGCAACUGAUCUUUUUUCCAAAAAAAAAAAAAAAAAACAAAUGCAGGGAGAGACGGGCUGACCCACAACAUGUUGAAUGAUAUCCACAACAACUGGAAGCAUGCAGAGGCUGUGAGGAUCAAGUGCCUCGGCGUGCCCACUGUGGACAUGAACAAUGUGUGUGCACAAAUUGAGGUGAUUUUAUAUUCCAAGUUCUUGACAUGCAUAAGUUCAUCGACCUUUUUUGGGUGAUUCUCUUUACCGAAAAAUGCAUUCUUUUUUUAUUCACUGGCGCUUUUUUUAAGUGAUCUUAUUAAACUCGUGGAUGCGGACUAGAACUUUCUGGGUGAUUUUAUUACAUCAGAGAGGAGGCCACUCAAGAUUUUAUUUUAUUUUUCUUCCUGUCCUCAUCGGAUCCUUCCUCUUUGAUAUUGGUUUACGUUGGAUUCUCUCUGGGUAUUUAAGGCACUUUUUAAAGUUGUGAAUUAUUUUUUAAAAAUAAAGGGUUUGCUCUAUUCAUUGGAUCUUAAAAUAAAAAAAAGAACUACAUUUCGUGGUACAAAGAACCGAAGAUGGGUUGGCUGAACUGGGCAUUUUCACACCCUUUAUUUAAGGAAAAAGGCAAAAGCUUAUUAAUAUAUUUGUGGAAUAUAUUUGCUAUUUUUUGCCAUUAUUAGAUGCCUUGCCAGCUCGAUUUCUCCGUGUUCUGACUGAAUGACCAUGUUUUGGAGUUCAUCUCCUGGAGGUGAUCAUCAGAUCUUUGCCUUGGGAUGCGCAUUAAAAGCUUAUUAAUGGGAGAAACUGAAUAUGGGACAGGCUUUUUUUCUUUUUCUCUUCUGAUGUCUGAUUCUCUCUCAACAAAUGGGAUCAAAGAGGAGCCCAUGAUUAUUUCUGUAUAUUUCAUCGUCCGAUAUUGAACUUCUUUUGAUUAAAUUUCCCCAAUUAGGAUAUUUGUUAAAUCGCUUAAUAAAUAUGGAUAUGUAGGACAAGUCCGGCGGCAGAAUCAUCCACAGGCAGGGCGGCACGAUCAUCCUGUACAGAGGGCGAUAUUAUAAUCCCAAGAAGAGGCCGGUGAUCCCGCUGAUGCUGUGGCGGCCCCACGAACCGAUCUACCCAAAGCUGAUAAAGACGACGAUCGAUGGUCUGACUGUUGAGGAAACCAAGGAAAUGAGGAAAAGAGGCCUUGCAGUGCCUGCUUUGACGAAACUCUGUAGAAAUCCUCCCCCGGCCUCCAUAUUUUGUCUGGAUCGUCAAUUUUUUAUUUUUAUUUUUUAUUUUCUGAUUUUUAAUCUCUGCUGCAGCGAAGAACGGUUAUUAUGCUAACCUUGUGAGCAUGGUCCGAGAUGCCUUUCUGACGGAUGAUCUUGUCCGGAUCGACUGCCAGGGCUUGGAGAGGAGUGAUUACAAGAAAAUAGGGGUCAAGCUUAGAGUAAGACUUCUCUUCACCUGGGUUUUUAAUGCUACAUUUAUUUUUGAAUUAUCUUUUUUUCUAUCAUUUAAUCGAUGUAAUUAAUCCAACUUAUUUUAUUUGCCCAGCUUGUAUUUUUCUUUUCCCAAAUGCAUCAUCACCCAUUACAUCAUAAUAUUUUUUCUUAAAUUUUAUUUAUUUAUUUCUGAGAACGACUUUGCCAAAAUGCAGGAUCUCGUCCCAUGCAUCCUCGUCACGUUCCAGAAGGAACAGAUCGUCAUCUGGAGGGGCCCAAAUCACGGCGGGGCGGCAGGAACGCCAGGGUACUCUUGA